AGUCAGAGAGGAAGCUCCAGUCCUCAGCUUUACCUUGGACACUGUCUUCUGGCUUCAGUGCAGACUCUUCCGCCUUCCAACGCAGACCCUCCGGCCUCCUGAUAUGGACUCGCACAGGACACCGCAGUGAGUGCCCAGAUUCUUCGGCUCUCCAGUGUGCAGACAGCCCUUUUGCACUCUUCCACCCCGGAUUCUGCAUGCAGCAACUAUGACCUCCGGCUUCCUGACUCCCCCUCCAUACAGUCGAGACUUAGUCAGCAUGCAGUGUCACAAUGGGUGUGACUCUGAGCCAGGAGAAAACUCCUCACACAUGCCGAGGACCAGAGUUUGAAGGAAGUCCCGGUACCGCAGCUCAAGAGGCUCGGAGUGUAAGAGUGGCACUUCCUCCCCUGAGCACAACAGGAAGGUGCAGUCGGCUGAGCAAGGCCACCAGCAGCUUCUGCACCCCAAGUCAUCUUCAUAAGGCACACAGGACAUCAUCUUCUUGUACUGUACAAGAAAGGAGUACCCUCUCAGCUACAGGAAAACAAUGUUUUUGUGGGUGUUAGCCUUCCUGAUCCUCUGCGCCUUUCUGUGGAAUUGUAAAGGACGACUGAAGAUUGCAGAUAUCAACGAUAAGUACAUUUUCAUCACUGGAUGUGACACAGGCUUUGGAAAUUUGGCAGCCAGGACUUUUGAUAAGAAAGGAUUUCAUGUCAUUGCUGCCUGUCUGACUGAAUCGGGAUCAGCAGCUUUGAAGGCAGAAACCUCACAGAGACUUCACACGGUGCUUCUGGAUGUAACUGACCCCAAGAACGUGAAGAGUACUGCUCAGUGGGUGAAGAACCACGUUGGGGAAAAAGGUCUCUGGGGCCUGAUCAAUAACGCGGGCGUACCAGGUGUGCUGGCUCCCACAGACUGGCUGACAGUGCAGGACUACAGAGAACCUAUUGAAGUGAACCUGUUUGGACUCAUCGAUGUGACAUUAAAUAUGCUUCCCUUGAUCAAAAAAGCUCGAGGGAGGGUUAUCAAUGUCUCCAGCGUCGGAGGUCGGCUUGCAUUUUGUGGAGGGGGCUACACUCCAUCCAAAUAUGCAGUGGAAGGAUUCAAUGAUAGCUUAAGACGGGACAUGAAAGCUUUUGGUGUGCACGUGUCAUGCAUUGAACCAGGAUUAUUCAAAACACAACUGUCAGAUCCAGUAAAGACAACUGAAAAAAAACUUGCCAUUUGGAAGGAUCUGUCUCCAGACAUCAAACAACAAUAUGGAGAAAGUUACAUAGAAAAAAGUCUAGACAAACUGAAAAGCACCGCACACUGUUUGAACGUGGACCUCUCCGUGGUGGUAGAGUGCAUGGACCACGCCCUAACAAGCCUCUUCCCGAAGACUCGUUAUGCUGCUGGCAAAGAUGCCAAAACUUUUUGGAUACCUCUGUCUCACAUGCCAGCAGUUUUGCAAGACUUUUUAUUGUUGAAACAGAAAGUAGAGCUGGCUAAUCCCAAGGCCGUGUGAUUUCAGAUCAUCACUAUAAAACUGGCUGAUUUCAAGGCCACACCUCAUUUUUAAUCUCAUUUUUUACAUGGUCCAACCUGGAGGCAUGCUCCAAGGUCAUGGUUCUUUUUAUAGAAAAAGGAGCUUCCCCAUGCCAGUGUUCUUCCAAGGCCCCUCCUCAGGCCUUUUUUCACAAUAAGGACGGAGGGCACCUCACAUAGUCCACUCCUGCCCAUUGUGAGACAGUGUGUGCUUGGCGGCAUGGAAGAGAAAUCGGAAGACACCCUCGCCCAGAAGGAUGACACCCUUGACUGCGCCAUGCUCAUCAAGUAACCUGGAAUGUUCCAUGUUGUCGCUUAGCAAAAUAGUGAGCAGUAAGUAGAAUGUUUUCACAAGUGGAUUAGACUAUUCUGUUACCUUGCUAAGAAUAAAACUCUGAAGGACUAGAACUCAGCUGUAAUUUGCUUUGCUAGGAAAAGGAAGAGAGAUAAAGCAUCAUGUGACACCAGGGUAAACCAAAAGGUGGCCAAAUUCAAUAUUGUUUUGAAUUUUUUUGAAAUGUACAUAUUCCCUUUUUAACAACCCACCUGUUUGACAGCUAUUUGACAACUGUUGAAUUUAUGGCUGAGACAAACUAUUUGAACUUACAACCCACUGCUUGGGCUUAUGACCCAUUUUUACUUGUGGACAGUUCUGUACAACUUGUUUAGAGAGCCUCCAUGUCUCUUUUUGCACAGCACACAGUGCAAUACGCCAUAUAGUACUAUAGUUUUGGGUUCUGUUAUGUAUUAUAGUAUUGCAUUAAGUGAUGCAAAUAAAAUCAGAGGUAUCAA
Molecule: messenger RNA, 2301 nt
Organism: Cavia porcellus (domestic guinea pig)
Lineage: Eukaryota; Metazoa; Chordata; Mammalia; Rodentia; Caviidae
Gene: Dhrs9
Product: dehydrogenase/reductase 9
Exons: 6
Coding region: 530-1489 (319 amino acids)
Biological process (GO): retinol metabolic process; steroid metabolic process
Cellular component (GO): intracellular membrane-bounded organelle
Molecular function (GO): all-trans-retinol dehydrogenase (NAD+) activity
Source: RefSeq, a predicted model, not a curated record